CCCACAUUACUCUUUUACAAGUGUCAAAGCUAGCGUAAAAUGGCCUGCACUCGGGCCCCAUUGCCCCGGAGAAACACACACACACACACACACGCACACACGCACACCCAGACAAACACAAAGAUUACAGAACAGAGCAGGUCAAUGCAAGAGGAACAAGGAAGUCAUAAUGCCUUGAAGGGACGGGUGUGAUACUGAAGGGACAAAUUUUUAAGGGAAUUUACCGGAGAGACUUCCAUGAACGUAACAAAGUCGUUCCAAUUCUUCCUUAUCAGUAAAAUGAAGUGGACUUCAAUAAUGCCACCACACCUGUAUUGUAAUAGGCGGUUGGAGACACCACUUGUUGUCAUGCAUGUAGGGGGAUUGGAUUUUGAAAGCCAGGAGGCUAUAUAACAGGAACACUGUUCAUCUCAAUCCAUGAUCUGGACCAAAGUCACCUCAAGUUUGUUGAUAGAGGAGAGGAAAUUGUGUCACAGUAGUUCGGGAUUCAUCAUGUCAACGAAGCAAGAUGAUAUUCGGGCGGCUGAAAAGAGAGUUCGAGCAGGGACCAAUUCCUAUACUAUUGCUCGCGAGUGUCUCGUUCAGAUCGACAAUGCUACCAAGUUCAUUCACUUUAUCAGGCCCAGGACUUACCUGUUAAGUGGAUACCUCGCCGUAUCAUUGGAAUCUGAGGUCAAGCCAGGAGCCAAUGAUUCAGCCCUCUUUGUCAAGACACCAAACUCACUAAGAGGCUCCGUUGGCGUCUUAACCUAUGACCUGUCCCUCUACGGUUCACUCACCACUGGGAAAAUGGCCGUCAUGUUUUUUGUGCCGUUUAACUUAAACUUCUAUGAAAACUGGUUUGCUGUGGGAGUUUUCACAAGCAAAAUAAAAUGUGAUGAUGAGCUUUACCAUGAGAUGUAUUACAACAACAGCAGUUGUUUUGUGAGAGGGAAAGCCAAAGACGGCACUCUUACCUAUCAACAUGACACAUUUGUUAUCGAGGCUUCAAUGUCCGACACCUACACCGCAAUCGUAAAUGUGAAAGUUAAGGAAAAAGUGUAGGCAUGGGUCGAGUUGGUGGAGUGCAAUGUAAAAAAUCGGCACUUUGCCAUUAAUCAAUGAAUCAACGAACAAGUUAUAGACGCUUUAUUUUUUGAUGAUUGUGGUCAUUGUGACAGCUAUCAAAUAUGACUCCAUCUGUACGUCUUGAGUCAAUAAAGUCAUAUGUAUCAACAAUAUGUGAUUGUCAUUAUUAUUGUUAGAUGAAUGAAGACAGCCACUUGGUCAUUGGCGGCUAGUUCGUAUACUGCUGCAGAUUACACGUCACAAUAAUUAUUCUGUUAGUAAUGUAACUCAUUCAGAAUUUUUCUUUUGCAACUCUAGCAAUCUCCUAUCUCAGAAUCCUCUUUCAACCUCACCUUCCACAAUGCUAACCUAACCUUCCUCCUCUCUCAUCCCUUGCUGCUCCCUCCUCUUCCUCCUUCCUUCCUCGAUAGACAACGUUACCCCCCCUGACCUAUAGGGCCCCAUAAGGGCCAGGAAACACUCGGCUUCUAUCCCAACACAUGGAGGGGCCUGUGCUCGGGCCCCUUGGCCCUGGAA
This is a messenger RNA of Gadus macrocephalus (Pacific cod), 1584 nucleotides long. RefSeq names its product DELTA-thalatoxin-Avl1a-like. Gene Ontology annotation, biological process: cytolysis in another organism; monoatomic cation transport; pore complex assembly. Gene Ontology annotation, cellular component: pore complex. Lineage: Eukaryota; Metazoa; Chordata; Actinopteri; Gadiformes; Gadidae. The coding region runs from base 418 to 1044 and encodes 208 amino acids. The record is from RefSeq and is a predicted model, not a curated record. The transcript is spliced from 3 exons. Gene Ontology annotation, molecular function: channel activity.